This is a messenger RNA of Culex quinquefasciatus (southern house mosquito), 564 nucleotides long. RefSeq names its product thioredoxin H-type. Bases 121 to 564 code for a protein of 147 amino acids. The record is from RefSeq and is a predicted model, not a curated record. The transcript has a single exon. Lineage: Eukaryota; Metazoa; Arthropoda; Insecta; Diptera; Culicidae.
GUCUGGAAAACUCUCGUCGCUCGCGCACGGCUUGUUUUUCCUCCCGAAUCAACCUCAGAGAUUAUCCGGCUGGGCAGCUCCUCCCUUUUCUCCGUUACGAUAGCUUCCACAAGCAGCAGCAUGGCCAUCACGAUCGUGACCAGUGUCGACCAGUACAACAAACUUAUCAGAUCGCCGGCCCUAACCGUGGCGUUGUUUUCCGCUGACUGGGCGGAACAGUGCAAGCAGAUUCUCACGGUGAUGAUGGAACUGGCCAAGCAGUUUUCCGCGGUUCAGUUCGUGGACGUUCCGGCGGAUGAACUGUUCGAGGUGGUGCUCAAGCACCAGAUCGAUGCCGUUCCGACGGUGAACUUCUUCCAGGUGGGAAAGGCCGUUGAUCGAAUUGAUGGUGUGGACCGUGUGGACAUUGCCGCGCUGACGACCAAGUGUCGAAAGCUGGCCGGAGCAGCAACAUCAGUUGGUGGAGGUGUCAAGGAACCGCUUGAGGAUUGGCUAAAGGCGCACAUCAACCGCGCAAACGUAAUGAUCUUCAUGAAGGGUGGCCGCGACACACAUAAAAAUUGA